AUGAAAGUCCCGAACAAGAGGGCUCUCAUGUUAGAACAUGAAAAACUUGUCAACAUAAAAGGUCGGAAGCGUGCCAAGCAUUCUUCUCAUCCGAGCUUUUACCAUCUUUAUAGGCCGCAUAACAUAAACAAAGGAGAAGUUCAUUUCUGGGGGGAAAUGCUCAUAAAAGUCGUUGCCGAGAAGGCAUUGUCUCCGGAGUGGAUUUAUCGUUCCAAGGAGGUAAGAUAUACGGCCCGAGCCUUCCCCUGUAAUGAGACAGUAAAAAACAAAGGUCCUCGCUCUCUGCUGAUCCCCUUGCCCUCAGCCUCUCAUUCUCUCAUUCCGUUCCUCCAUCCUCUCAUCCACCGAUAG
Nezara viridula (southern green stink bug) is the source of this 351-nucleotide messenger RNA. NCBI's taxonomy places the organism in Eukaryota, Metazoa, Arthropoda, Insecta, Hemiptera, Pentatomidae. The record is from the annotation of a GenBank genome assembly.